This is a messenger RNA of Suricata suricatta (meerkat), 2047 nucleotides long. It is a transcript of the gene ZBTB32, whose product is annotated as zinc finger and BTB domain containing 32. Bases 280 to 1743 code for a protein of 487 amino acids. The transcript has 6 exons. The record is from RefSeq and is a predicted model, not a curated record. Gene Ontology annotation, molecular function: RNA polymerase II cis-regulatory region sequence-specific DNA binding; DNA-binding transcription factor activity, RNA polymerase II-specific; protein binding. Gene Ontology annotation, cellular component: nucleus. Lineage: Eukaryota; Metazoa; Chordata; Mammalia; Carnivora; Herpestidae. Gene Ontology annotation, biological process: regulation of transcription by RNA polymerase II.
GCGGCCCAUGCUGCAGCCAAUCAGGGUCCGCCUCAAAAUCCAGGGAGAUAAGCGAGCUGUGCAUGCGCCCUGGCUUCGAGCUCCUGACCUCGCGCCGCUCCCCACUUUCUAACCGACACUCGAUCUUGCACAGCCCUCAGCGUAUGUGAGGCCGUGGGAAGAGGAGCAGGGUCUGAGUCGGCUUGAGAAUACGCCAUUGCUCUCUCCCCUUUCCACCAUGGAUGCCACACUGUGGCCUUUCUUUCAGAUCCUCUGAGAUUGGUACCCAGGCCAGGCACAAUGGCCUUGUUCCGGACAAGACUGCCUAGUCCCUAUGGCUCUGAUCGGCUGGUACGGCUAGCAGCCAGGCUCCGGCCAGCACUAUGUGAUGCCCUGAUCACUGUGGGGAGCCAGGAAUUCCCUGCCCACAGCCUGGUGCUGGCAGGUGCGAGCCAGCAGCUGGGCCGCAGGGGCCGCUGGGCUCUGGUGAAAGGCAUCAGCCCUUCUACCUUUGCCCAGCUUCUGUAUUUUGUUUAUGGGGAGACUGUAGAGCUGCAGCCUGGGGAACUGGGGCCCCUUGAGGAAGCAGCCAGGGCCUUGGGGGUGCAGUCCCUGGAAGAUGCAUGCAGGAGGGCUCGGUGGGAUGGGGUUAGAGAGCUGGGUCCAGGGCUGAGGGAACAUCAGAAGGAGCCAGAGAAACCCACAAGGGAUUCUGAGAGAAGACUGGGGGGAUACGGAGAGCAGAGACCAGAAAAAUUUGUUAGGACUGGUGGAAGAGAAUGGGAGACACUGUAUGAGCAAAGGCCACCAAGAGAGAGCCCUGAGCCAGCAGAGCCAAUGAAGGAGGGUCAGGGGGAGCAGAUGAGAUCAAAGGAGACUCUCAAGCAAUCCCCUCUUGGCCAUGGGGGAAUAGAUGGAAAGCAAGAAGUGAUUAUGUGGGUGACGGAGAGUCCAGGGGGCUCUGAGGAAAGAUUGCGGGAGUUCCCUGGCCCCCUUCCCCCACCAGGUUCCCUCCAAACCAGCAUCAUCUCUAGGCCCUGGUGGGCUGAGACCCCUUGGUUUGGGGAGGGCCAGCCUGCCCUGUGGAGCAUCCUGCUGUUGCCACCCAGAUAUGGCACUCCCUUCUCCUAUAGCACCCCCAUCAAUGGAGCCUGGCAGGAGGUCUGGCCUCAGGACCAGAGGAUCCCACUGUCACUGAACCCUGAGAAAGGUCUCUGGAACCAGAACUGGUUGGCCUCCUCCAGUCCUGCCCCAGGUUCCCUCCCCCAGGGCUCCAAAAAGCUCAGCCCUAGGGAGAUGGAAGAAUCUAAUCAGAGGCACACAGGUGCACUUGCAACGUGUGUGGGUCAGGUGAGCACAGCAGGCCCACCUCGCCAACAGCCUCCUCCACCCCCUCCUGCGCGGUCUCGGCCCUAUUCUUGUUCUGUCUGUGGAAAGAGGUUCUCUCUCAAGCAUCAGAUGGAGACACACUACCGAGUCCACACAGGAGAGAAGCCCUUCUCCUGUAGCCUAUGUCCCCAGCGCUCCCGGGACUUCUCAGCCAUGACCAAACACCUGCGGACGCAUGGGGUCGCACCCUACCGCUGCCCUCUGUGCGGGGCCGGCUGCUCCAGCCUAGCCUCCAUGCAGGCGCACAUGCGCGGCCACUCGUCCAGCCAGCUCCCACCUGGAUGGACCAUUCGCUCCACAUUCCUCUACUCCUCCUCUUCGAGGCCAUCCCGGGCCUCGACUUCUCCCUGUAGAUCCCCUUCCUCCACCUCCUGACAGUGUCGGUACCUUCUUCGGCUUCACCCAACAAUACAAUAGAAGAAUGAAAGACGGGUCGCUGGGCUGGCUACGCUUUUGACCCAGCAUCGCAGGGACGGCAGCAUAGCAUAUCUGGCUCCAAGAAGCACCGCAGCAAGGGCGCCGAGAGCCUUCUCCCAGAUGACCGCGGGCCCUAGAAGCCUGGGCAAGCGAGUCCGUGUGGGGUGUGGGCAGUGAAGUUUGCACGAAUGAAAAUUAACUGUGCGAGGACUGGCGAUUUCAUCACCAAAAUAAAGUUUCCUGUGCCCUCCUCUCAGAACAA